Bombus pyrosoma is the source of this 3834-nucleotide messenger RNA. It is a transcript of the gene drn, whose product is annotated as AN1-type zinc finger protein 5. Bases 914 to 1519 code for a protein of 201 amino acids. Gene Ontology annotation, molecular function: zinc ion binding; DNA binding. The record is from RefSeq and is a predicted model, not a curated record. The transcript has 6 exons. NCBI's taxonomy places the organism in Eukaryota, Metazoa, Arthropoda, Insecta, Hymenoptera, Apidae.
AGAGAUCUAACUUUACACCAGUCAUUGGCAGUAUUUGUUCCCGUGCCCGCAGCUUUGGUUCGUCUAUCAUCGUAAUCGAAAGUUUGGUGUAAGGACUAGUUUACUAGAUAACCGAUAUUUGUGUUUUGUGAGAGUGCGGCCGCGCUGCGUAUCAAUUUGGGGACUAACUGGAUUCGUAACCGAGGGAACCUAAUGCUCCGCUGAGAAUUAUGUCGGAUACUGAUGCGGGAUUACGAUCGGUCACACGUCAAGUCAGCUGACAUAUUGCGCCCUGCUACACCGCAACAGCUCUUGGUUCCUCGGAUUGAAGUAAUAUCGAGCGCGAAGUUGCACGCACAAAGAGCGAGAAAGAGAGACGGAGAAAAGGAAAGAAAGGAAGCGAGACAGAGCUAUUUGGUAAUAUUUCGUUUUAGCUUUGGCGGUGAGAGAGAAAGAGCUAUUUGUUUUGGCGGAGAGAGAGGCCUCCUAAGAGACAAAGCCAACGCGCGCAUCGCGAGAGAGUGGCCAAAGCGAGAAUUGCGCCGCCGAGAUUUAUCAAGCAGAGGCUCAGAAGGGAAGAGAGCCUUCUCGACCGACGGUCGACCCAAUCGGUCGUGGUAAACUGCUACACGUCGUCUAACGUGUCUCUUAAACACACGACAAGGAUAGACAAGGGGAGCCCACUUAAAUGCCUCGAACGAAUUCUUACUCCAUGUUGUGCGUUGGUUGCGACACGACUGCGUGUUGGAAAGUGAAUGUAUGGUGACACGCGGUCGUGAAGGAGCAACUGGAGAGCGAGCUGUGGCAAAAGAAGCUUAAUUAUCUCCCAUUUAGUUGACUGCAACUUGCUCGAUAUUGUUUCGAGUGAUUGCAUAUAGGAUAAAACUAAGGACUUUGUUCAAUCAUUGAGGUUUUAUUGGGAUAAACAAAGAAAAUGGAACGAGAAUCUAAUCCCAUGCAAGCUCUGUGCCGCAGCGGCUGUGGAUUUUAUGGCUCCCCAGCCACAGAUGGCCUUUGUUCUCUUUGUUACAAAGAAAACCUAAAAAAGAAGCAGCAACCUCCUGUGUCAGCUGCCACCGUACCAACAUCACAGACCGUCUCUGGUAACGCUGGCACGUUGCAAGGCGGUUUUGGUAGUCCUGCAGCUACAGGAACUACAGCCCAACCUACCAUUCCUACCAUACCUCAAUCAACGACAGAUCUGCCCAGCUCCAAAGAAAUAAAUAGGGAAGAUCAAGAAAAUGAAGUAGGUGUAAGCAGUGGAGCAGUAGGAGAAGGAUCUGUGAGUAGUGGGGAUGCAGACGACUGCUUCGAUGGCAAAGAGACUGACAAAGAAUCUAAGAAGAAGAAAAAUCGUUGCGUCGUGUGUCGCAAAAAAGUUGGUUUGACGGGAUUCGAAUGCCGUUGUGGAGGACUGUUCUGCUCUGUGCAUCGAUACAGUGACAAGCACGAUUGCAAGUUCGAUUACAGAGAAAUGGGCGCUCAAGAAAUUCGGCGCAACAAUCCAGUUGUUGUUGGUGAAAAAGUGCAAAAAAUUUGAACUAUUUAGUGCGUAGAUCGUUGGGAAAAUGGUUAUAUAACUAUAUAAACAAAGCAGAAUAUAAAACAAAAAAACGGAGAAAAAAUGAGAUAAAUUAUCUGGCAGCUGAUUGCACGUCGAGGGGCGAGACGGGUGAAUGCGAAGAUCGUGAACGAAAGGUAGCAGGGAAUUAGUAUGAAAGAGUGAGAAUGAGGGAGAGAAAGAAAAUUGUAGUAAAUGUGUUAGAACGAGUAAGAGUGAAAGUUGCGAGCUUAUUGUGCCGGUAGAGAGGAAGAAAAAUACGAGAGAGAAUGGAAAAUUUAAAAGGAAUACAAAAAUUGGUUAUACACGAUAUGCAAAUAUAAUAUAUAGAAACGCCGAAAAAAGAUAUAUAGACGAAAUUUUCCGAAGGAAGAAUGAAAAAAACACAAAUAAGAAAGACUAACGCGAAAAGUAAAAAGGAGAAACAAACAAAGAAACAAAUUAGAGUGCGUGCCACGUGUACGAGUGCUUCGAGAAAAUUUUUGGAUGCUAGUGCCAUGUCAGAUUGUCAUCUUAAGCCAGAGUUCUAAUCGAAAAUAUUUUUGGUUCUAACUGCUGCGCGCUGUCAGUUUAUUAUUACUAUUUACCUCUUAUAUUAUUUACAGCUUAUUAUUAUUUUAUCUUAUGUUUAUUAAUUUACUUUAAAAAAAAAGAAAAUGCAAAAUUCGCGUACGUGUUUGUUUUUUUCUUUUUUUUUCUUUUUUCUUUUUUAGAUAUUAAACUUUAGAGAGAAAAAAGAACACGAAUUCUUGGUGCGAUCUUGGUCGGUUUUGUUCCGAGACGUCUCAUCGGGGAUCCGGGUUUUUGAAUUGUGAACGAGAGAGGGAAAGGGAGAGCGAGCGAGCGAGUGAGCAAGAAAGAAUGAAUAAAAAGGAAAUUUUAUAUGUAUAUAAUCUAUAUUUCUGUUUCGUUCGUAAUAUCCAAAAAAUAAAAAAAAGGGAUUGUUGCUUAGGUAGUGGCUGACGUUGAUGGGUGAUCACAAUCCUAGGUUAACAAUUAGUCUAAUAAUUAUUAAGUAUAUUAGUCUAUUGAUUCAUAAAUAAUGCAAUGAAGUAUAAGUAGUACUGUGUGUUUAUGUCCAAUUUCACGUGAAUAUAACCAAGCAUUAUUCCUUAUUAAAUAUGUUUCAAACUAUAUUGCAAAUCAAUUAUUUACGCCAUGCGUUAAUAAAUAUCUUCGCUGAAAAGAGAAGAAGAAAAAAGAACAAAAUGGCGAGCUCUGUAAUGAUUCUUCGUCUGAUUCCCCGAAUGAUAAUAUUUCGAGAUUAGGAAAAAAAUUAGGUUGUGUCACGUGACUCGUCCAGUCGGUUUUCUCGUUUCUCUUUGUGUCUUCUAAAUAAGAUUUCUAGUAUGUAUAUUGGUGCUAAAAUACACUUUGUACGAUGAAACGUUUAAAGGCCAGCCAGACAUAAAUAAAAAAAAAGGAAAAAUAAUAACGAACGAGAGGCCCCUCGACGAAGGGACGACUAUCGGCCCUGUUGUACUCGAUUGAUGAAAGAAACAAAAAUUUCUCCGUCUGUCUUUAACCAUUUUCUUCCGUGUUGCAAUACUUUUUAAUGAAAUGAAGAAGAAAUCUUAAAAAAAUGGAAGAAAAAACACGAAAGAAACGUACGUUUCAGUUCUUUUGUUCAGCGUGUCUCUUGAUUCUUAGACUAGGUCGUAGCUGAGAAAGAGAGAAAAAAGAAGUUGCUGUAGGUGUUGAGUUUUAUGUCGCUUCUACAAACAAAAAAAAACUGAAAAACAAAAACUGUUGCACGAAGCAAUUUGUUGUAAAAAAGAAUAAAAAUAAAAAAAAAGAAAAGGAACAAGGAGAAUAAAAAUUUGUCCUUGUUGCUUCGUGAGUUUUCCAAAAACAGAAAGAGUUGCUUUUCCCGCGUAUCGUUGUCUUCUUUCGAGCGUGCGAAAAAAGAUUCGAUAGUCGUCACACUGGGUCUUUUGCGAUUUUAAAGACAACUAAAUUGGGAGAAAGGAAGAAAUUGAGUGAGAGCGAGAGCGAGAGUGAGAAUGUAAAGGGAGAGCAAGAGAGUAAGACGAAAAAACACCACACUGUGUAUCGUACCAUCAUGUUUUUUUUUGCUCUGUCUUUAAGAAUAAUUGCGUUUCGUUGUUUUUCUUUUUUUUUUCUUUCUAAUAGAUUGUUGAUCCUUCGUUCUUUUUAAGGUUUUGCGUGAUAGCCAAUCUAGCGAUAAAAAAGCUAUUAAAAUGAAAAAGUCGUCUUUAUGAGAAUACAAAGAAAGAAGAAAAGUCCUUGUAUUGAUACGUUAAAUAGAAUAAAGUGAAUCGUUCUUAAUUUCA